AUGGCAAGUUGGCGGUCCGGCGCGGGUACAACGUUGCCGGUGUCGUGGCCACGGAACGCCAGCGGCUCGAGCCCGAGUCUUUCAACGGAGGUUGAAACUGGUACGCCCGCUGCCGCGUCAAAGUUGGAUAGACAUCAAACCGUACAUGCGGAACGAUCGCCAACGAUCUCACUACGAGAAAGCGCGUUUUCGGUGGAGCCCGUGUCGUCUGCGGCGGUGGCCCAGUCGACGUGUCCACGGAAACCUCAGACGUUCGCAGAGCCGCCAGCACCGUCUCCAAAGAACGCGGUCGGUAGCGAGACCAGUGUACCACAUGAACAGAUAGAACGACGCGCUCCAGUGGUGCACGCUUGCGCCGGUGACGCACUUGGUCGUACCACCAGCACCAGAGCACGUUUGCAGGACAACUUGCCUCUAGCGCUCCAGCAUAUGCUCGCAGGCGGGGCCGCAGGUCUUGCCGAGCACAUCUGUCUUUAUCCGGUAGACUUGGUCAAGACGCGGAUGCAGUCGUAUCAUGGGCAGGCAGGCUUUGCCAGCUACACCAUUAUCAGCGCUGUUCGAGCUAUUUGGCGGGACGAAGGCGGUCUCCGUGCGCUCUGGCGUGGAGUUGGUGCAGUGGCGUUGUCGGCAGGUCCUGCACAUGCCGUCUAUUUUGCAACCUAUGAGGCUUUGCGAGCUCGCUUUGUAUCCUUAGCCGCUAUUCGUGGUAGUGGCUCCGUACCGGAAGUCGCAUGGACGACAGAACGACGAGGAGGUUUGUCGGAGCCGGUUGCCGUGGCUGCAGCAGGCGCACUUGCGACGGUAUUCAGCGAUGGACUCAUGGCGCCUUUCGAUGUGGUUAAGCAGCGUAUGCAAAUCGAGCGACACUACCGCUCAGUAUGGGAUACUUUGCUUCGAGUUUACCGGGAGCAGGGAGGGUUUCGCGCGUUGUACGCCGGAUACAGCACGGCGCUGGUAAUGAAUGUGCCUUUCAGUGCAACGUACUUUAGCGUUUACGAGGCAUGCCGUGAAGCGCUAUCACUUUUGAUUUCGUCCGAGGACAUGACUACCCGCCAGCAGUCUCCAUCAAACGGUUUCGCGCGGCAUGGUGUGCACUUUGUGAGUGGCGCUAUCGCUGGUGCGGCUGCCGCAGGCAUGACCAACCCGUUGGAUGUGGUGCGAACGCGUCUCCAAACGCAAGGCGAAGCAGGGGCACGACGUUAUCGGAACAUGUGGGUAGCGUUCCGGGCAGUGGCUCUGGAGGAGGGUGCUCGCGGCCUCUGGGCCGGUCUCGUACCUCGCAUGCUUUUUCAUGCCCCGGCCGGCGCGAUCGCUUGGACUACGUUUGAGUUGGUGAAGCGUGCCUUUGGCCUGGAUAGCACCUUGGAUGCUUUCGUGGACUAG
Cyanidioschyzon merolae strain 10D is the source of this 1383-nucleotide messenger RNA. RefSeq names its product probable mitochondrial iron transporter Mrs3. The record is from RefSeq and is a predicted model, not a curated record. NCBI's taxonomy places the organism in Eukaryota, Rhodophyta, Bangiophyceae, Cyanidiales, Cyanidiaceae. Gene Ontology annotation, biological process: iron import into the mitochondrion. The coding region runs from base 1 to 1383 and encodes 460 amino acids. The transcript has a single exon. Gene Ontology annotation, cellular component: mitochondrial membrane. Gene Ontology annotation, molecular function: ferrous iron transmembrane transporter activity.